Molecule: messenger RNA, 5100 nt
Organism: Acaromyces ingoldii
Lineage: Eukaryota; Fungi; Basidiomycota; Exobasidiomycetes; Exobasidiales; Cryptobasidiaceae
Exons: 2
Coding region: 207-4976 (1589 amino acids)
Biological process (GO): transmembrane transport
Cellular component (GO): membrane
Molecular function (GO): ATP hydrolysis activity; ABC-type transporter activity; ATP binding
Source: RefSeq, a predicted model, not a curated record
AGCAACCUGGGUCAUUCGAUCGGAGGAUGAUGUGAAGUUUACGUCCCGCCCUGCUGACAUUGUCGACGACCUCAUCUUGUUGCCACCACCUGCCUUUAGUGAGCGAGCCAUACGGAAAGAUUGACGAUAGUCGAAAGAGGCCAGGAAAGCAACCGGGAAACCAAAAAGGCCAAGAGCGAAGAGCGAAGAGUGUGGCGUCGCCAAACAUGACGGCGUCUGCUUCCUCCACAGCAUCGACGGCCGACGAACGACAAGAGACGUACGAAAAGGACCAACAGAGGACAUUACAGACCAAGCUUUCGUCGGACGAUGAGAAGCUGUCGGAAAAGAAGGACUCUGACGGCGAGGAUGACGUUGAAGCGCAAGAGCUUUACAAGUAUAAUCCCGGCGACCGGGGCUUUGUGCACGUCAAGAAGCGGCAGCGCUUCUAUCAGCUAUGGCGACCUAAGGAGCUUCCUGCUCCGCCACCGUUGUCGCUCGACGAUGCCAAACUCAUCCCACUCGAGAACGCCAACUGGCUCUCCAUCAUCACUUACCAAUGGGCGCAGCCGAUCAUGGUACUGGGUUACCAGCGCGCCCUCGAAGCGACAGACCUCUACAAGCUUGGCGAGAGACACUCGGCCAAGGUACAGAGCGAGGAACUGCUGAGGCUCUGGGACAAACGCGUCCAAGAUGCAAAGGCGUGGAACAAAGCGCUUGUUGAUGGGAAAACGCCCGUCACAGCUGGGAUGCGGUUCAAGUGGGGCCUCAACAAUGCUUGGCUCCAAGUCACAGCACGGUCCAACCAGAAGCUCUCGAUUGAGGAGCGAGAAAAGAUCUGGCGAGCGCCACCGGUGGCUUUGCCAAAGCGCGCUGGGGCAGCGACGUCGGGCGAUGGUGUGCAAGACGCAGCGGCAAAAGCGGCGACGCAAAAGGCAGCAAGGCUGCGAAAGCUGAGCGGCCACAAGGAGCCGCAGAUCUACUCUGCUCUCAUCGAGAUGUUCCGCAAGGAGCUAUUCAUUGGCUCUCUCUUCAAGAUUACCGGUGAUGUUGCGCAGAUGACAUCGCCCCUCCUCGUCCAUGCCAUCAUCAACUUUGGUCAGGCCACCUAUCUCCACCGCAAGCUCCCGGAGCAGUAUCCCAACCAGCCCAGCACGGGUGAAGGCGUGGGCUAUUCGAUUGCCCUCUUGAUCCUACAGGUCAUCAUGAGCAUUGGCCAGCACCAGUUCUUCUUCCGUUCCAUGUCCGUCGGUGUCCACGCUCGCGCCACACUCAUCUCGGCCCUCUUUACGCGCAGCAUGAAUCUGCCUGGCAAGGACCGAAGCCCUGGAAAGCUGCUCAACCACGCCUCGACGGACUGCAGCCGAAUCGACUUUGCAGCACAGUGGGGUGUGCUUGCCUUCAUCAGCCCCAUUGCCUUUCUUCUCUGCGUCGGCCUGCUCAUUGGCCAGAUCCAGGAGUCUGCUCUCGUCGGUGUCGCUGUGCUGCUCAUGUUCGUGCCUAUUCAGGGUGUGACAAUGAAGAGCAUGUUUGGUGCCAGGCGUGCCUCGAUGGUUUGGACAGACAAGCGGAGCAAGCUCAUCAACGAGCUCCUUUCGUCGAUCCGUGUCGUCAAAUCGUUUGCGCAGGAGUCCAAGUUCCUCGAGAGGCUUGCCUUUCUCCGGAGGAAGGAGCUUCUGGGCAUCCGGAAGCUUAUCAUUGUUCGCUCUCUCAACAACGCAAUCGCCUUUUCGCUGCCCGUCAUCUGCGCCGUCGUCUCCUUCAUCGUGUACAACGCCAUCGGGAACGGCCUCAACCCGGCAAGGAUCUUCACUGCCCUGACGCUGUUCCAGCUUCUUCGCUUGCCACUCAUGUUCCUCCCGCUGUCCUUCAGUGCGCUGACGGAUGGCUACAACGCCUCGCUGCGACUCAAUGCUGUCUUUAGCUCCGAGCAGCUCGCCGAUCAGUCGGAGAGGGAUCCGGAGGCCAAGUUCAGCCUGGAGUUGCGGAAUGCCACCUUCGAGUACGACGAGGUCAAGAAGCAGGAUGAUGCUCCAAAGUCGAAGAAGCAGCUGGCGGCCGACAAGAAGAAGAACAAGAAGCUGGCCAAGGACCACGCCGCAGGCUCGGGCACUGCGACGCCUACGAAGAAGGCGGACCGAUUGAGAAAGUCGUGGGCUGGCAUGGGCAGUGGACAUCAGACGCCUGUGAACAAAUCGACGACGGACCGCGACGCGCAGCCGAAUGAGCAGCAGGCGGAGCAGGCCGCAGACGUGAUUUCCGGCGGCGACAAGAGCGAGGCUGUUGCCGGACUCAACCAAGUGGGACCACAGAUUACCGACGCCGCGGCCAAAAGCGACGAGGCAGAGACGGCGCAUGUCGAGAAGCCGUUCCACCUGGAAAAUCUCAACAUGCACAUCACGCCCGGCGAGCUCGUCGCCAUUGUCGGACCCGUCGGCUCGGGCAAAUCUACCGUGUUUGAGGCCCUCGUUGGCGAAGUCAAGAUGACGUCGGGCAGGCUUAUCUGGGGCGGUGGCGCCGGCAAGAUUGCCUAUUGCCCCCAAUCACCGUGGAUUCAGGCCGCGACUGUGCGUGAGAACAUCCUUUUCGGUCGGCCAUUUGACGAGGAGCGCUACUGGGAGGUCAUCCACCGUGCCGAGCUUGAGUCAGACCUUCUCAUUUUGCCUCAGGGUGACGAGACCGAAAUCGGCGAAAAGGGAACGACGCUGUCCGGCGGACAAAAGGCUCGCGUCACGCUCGCCAGGGCCCUUUACUUCGACGCAGACACAUACCUGCUCGACGACCCAUUGAGCGCAGUCGACCCUCACGUUGGCAAGGCGCUCUUCAACAAUGCAAUUCUCGGACUCAAGCAACAGGGAAAGACUGUCCUCCUGGUCACGCAUGCGAUUCAUGUCUUGCCUCACGUCGACCGCAUCAUGACCAUGCAGGACGGUGAAAUUGUCGAGAUGGGCACCUAUACCGACCUCGAGAAGGCCAACGGGCCUUUCAGCCGGCUGGUUGAAGAGUUCGGUGGUGAGCAGGAGGAGGAAAAGGAGAAGCGAGACGAAAACGAGGACGAGGCGAUCGAAGAUGCCGCUCAAGGCGGCCGAAAGAAGAGGAUCGCGCGAUCGAGGAUGACAGACGUCUCGGGAAAGAAGGCACUGCUGGCCAUGGAGGAGAGGAACACAGGCUCGGUGGGAGGCAACGUGUGGGCUGGCUAUCUCAAAGCUGGACACGGCUGGAUUCUGGUGCCUGCGCUGCUGUUCGCCAUUGCCCUCAUGCAGGGCGCUACCGUCAUCAAUUCUUACUGGCUCGUCUGGUGGCAGCAGGAUCAAUUUGAGCAAAGCGCAGGCUUCUACAUGGGUAUCUACGCCGCACUGGGUAUCGCACAGGCCAUUGCUACGUUCCUCAUGGGUGCCUCGGUGGGCAUCUUCACCUACUAUGCGGCACGCAACCUGCACGCAGACGCCAUCAAAAGGAUCCUGUAUGCGCCGUUGAACACCUUCUUUGACGUGCAGCCAAAAGGAAGAAUCAUGAACCGUAUGACAAAGGACAUUGAUACGCUCGACAAUCUUCUACCCGACAGCGCAAGGAUGGCGACGUCAACAUUGGGUAGCGUAGUUGGCGCAAUCAUCCUCAUUACGGUCCUCACGCACUACUUCAUCGCUGCUGUUGCCGGCGUGAUGAUUUUCUACGUUCUCGGAUCCAUCGUGUACCGCCGUGGCGCGCGAGAGGUCAAGCGUCUCGACGCCGUUCUUCGCUCAGCACUCUACUCGCACUUUUCUGAGACGCUUGUCGGACUGGCCACGGUUCGAGCCUAUGGCGAAUCGGGCCGUUUCCUCCAGGAUCACCUCCGCCACGUCGACAUCGAGAACCGUGCUUACUUUUUCAGCAUCUGCAACCAGCGCUUCCUCGGUGUACGUCUCGACUUCCUUGGAGCGAUUCUCGUCUUCAUCACGGCCAUUCUCGCUUCGGUGGGCGCAAACACCAUCACGCCCAGUGAGGUUGGUCUCGCCCUGUCAUUUAUGCUCACCGUCAGCCAGGCCUUUUCCUGGGCGACGCGUCAGGUGGCCGAGGUGGAAAACGACAUGAACAGCGCAGAGCGGAUUCAGUACUACGCCACGGAGCUGCAGCAGGAGGCGCGGCAGGACACGCCCAAAGAAGUCAUGGAUCUCGAUCCGGCUUGGCCGAAGCAGGGCGCCAUUGAAUUUGAGAAUGUCAAGCUUCGCUACCGGCCAGGCCUGCCCAUUGUGCUCAAGGGCAUCGACAUGUCGAUUGGCGCUGGCGAAAAGACUGCUGUGGUGGGCCGCACAGGUGCCGGAAAGUCGUCACUGCUCACCUGUCUUUUGCGGCUCAUUGAGCUGGAGGAGGGCAAGAUCCGCAUCGACGGCAUCGACAUUCGAGAGGUUGGGCUGACGGAUCUGAGGACGAGGAUCGGAUACCUGCCACAGGACCCUGUGCUCUUCUCGGGGACAAUUCGGAGCAACCUCGAUCCAUUUGGCCAGUAUGACGAUGCGAGGCUAUGGGAUGCCCUCAAGCGUUCCUACCUCGUCGGCCAGGACUCUGACCUGGAGCACCAGACUGCGGUCCAUGUCGAGGGAGAGAAGCACCAGCAGCAGCAGAUCACCCUCGAUACCCCUCUGGAGGAAGAAGGGAAUAACCUCUCGCUGGGCCAGCGUUCCCUCGUCUCGCUCGCGCGCGCGCUGGUAAAGGACUCGCAGAUCAUUCUCCUCGACGAGGCCACAGCAUCCGUCGAUGUGCAGACAGACGCGCUGAUCCAGCAGACGAUCCGCACCGAGUUUGCCAAAAAGACACUCAUCACCAUCGCCCACCGCCUCAGGACCGUGAUUGCUUACGACCGCAUCGCUGUCUUUGAGCAGGGCAGGCUCGAAGAGUACGACACGCCGACGCGGCUCUUUGACCAGCAAGGCUACUUUUUCCAAAUGUGCCAAAAGGCAAACAUCUCGCGAGACGACGUCGUGCGUGCCCAAGAGGCUGCGCAUGCUUCCUCUCAAUAAUGCUUAUCAUAGCUUUUUCCCGGAUGGUCAUCUCUCUUGCCCUUACGGACGCUUUUCAAUUGUAUUAAUGACACUCUUGAUAAUAAUUACUGCGCCUUGUGCAAACGUUAAGCCUCGUACGCUG